This is a messenger RNA of Eucalyptus grandis, 1020 nucleotides long. RefSeq lists its product as uncharacterized. The transcript is spliced from 2 exons. The record is from RefSeq and is a predicted model, not a curated record. NCBI's taxonomy places the organism in Eukaryota, Viridiplantae, Streptophyta, Magnoliopsida, Myrtales, Myrtaceae. Bases 304 to 672 code for a protein of 122 amino acids.
AAGCAGCAAACCGGGAUAGAAAACCCAGAAAAAUGGGGGAGACCCACGAGCAAAUGGACACGAGCAAUCCACCACCUCCGGAGGAGGAGCGGCAGCAAAGAGCGAGAGAGCGAAUUCCGGCAGCGACAGCCUCGACGGCAGGCGGCGCCCUCCGGCGAUGACGACCGGGGCGCCUCCUCCUCCGACAACCCCCCAGGAGGAGGAAGCGCUUACCACCGACGCACGCGCUCCCACAGCAAGUCCAGGAACUCGAACCGGUUCUUCAACGAGUGUCUGCAUCCUGAUGAGAAGCGGAGGUUGGAGAUGAGCAAGAGGCUUUUGCUCGGGGACCAGAGGAGGUUCCGGAAUCGUCGCACCCGGAUGAAGGUAACUGCAAAAACUCGAUCUUUUUCAAAGAAAAUGGAGAAAGUUUUCAUCUGUCUUUGGUGGGUUUUCUUGAUCGCGCGAACUGCGGCGGUGAGGAAGCCCCCGGUUUGUACCGGUUUGCGGCGCUCCGCCGUCCUCGGUGAGAUCUCCAUCGAGGAGCAGGAGCUCUCUGCAUCGAGGACGCCUGCUUCAAGGAUGGCCAACACUCUAGAGUUCUACUUUUCAAUUUUUCAGCUUAUUUUUCUUCAAAUGGCUGACAUGGCAAUCACGUCGGUCUCUCUUAAGGAAAAUUAUAAAAUCCAUUAAGUAAAUUGGAUACGUUAACGGAAGAACUUAAUUACACAAAUUUUGCAAGUUUUAAAACUUAUUACAGUUUUUAUAAAUUUUUGAACUCGAUUACAUGUGCACGACAAAUUUUAGGAUUUUUAGUGUACUUUUUUAUUCUAAAAUUUUCUAAAGGUUCCUAGGUACUUUAUAUUUCCUUAAAACGUUCAUAUGACUUAGUAUGUCCACAUGUAUUUUGUGGUUAUUGAUCAUCAUUUGGCAUGUAUAUAUAUGAGCAAAGAAGAUGUCUGUGUUAAAGAACUUCAGAAAUAUUCAUUAUAAUAUUUCUUUCUCAGAGAAAUAAUUUAUAAAUUGAAGGAACUUCCUUAA